Lactuca sativa (garden lettuce) is the source of this 1665-nucleotide messenger RNA. The record is from RefSeq and is a predicted model, not a curated record. NCBI's taxonomy places the organism in Eukaryota, Viridiplantae, Streptophyta, Magnoliopsida, Asterales, Asteraceae.
UCCUCCUUCAGAUAUCUUCACCCAAUAAUUCGGGACCUCCUUGCAUUUUUGAAAGAAAAUAACCAUAGUGACUGCUACACUAUCUGGAUGAUACAGAUCAAUAUGGAAAUCUGACACGACAUAUUCAAUAAUCUUAGUUGGACCAUCAUGGCAGUUGGCAAAUGUUGGAAGCCCACAUGUCAUGGACUCCACUACUGUUGACGUAAGGGAAGCCAAGAAUAUCAAUGCAAAAUUAGGGGAAAAAUUGUCCAGCACCAUAACAGAACCUUGCUAGAGCAAUAGAAGGCAUCAUCACGUCCAUAUUCGAGAAGACUACCAACAAGAACAAUGAUUUGCAUGAUCAAUUGUUGUGCUCUUUGUGUUGGAAAUGAGUGAGCUUGAGCUGGAGUUCAACGAUUUACAGGGAGACGCCUAAGAAAGUUGAAGAAUUCGAUCAACAAGAGUCUCAAAGAGGCAUGAAGAAGUCCAAGCAAGCAAAGGCAUCAGAGCAUGAAGAUGGUGUUGAUAUGAUCAGUAACUUACCAAAUCCCAUUCUUCACUUGAUUGUUUCAAGUCUUCCAACUACUGAAGAAGUAAUUCGAACCAGCAUAUUAUCGACACGAUGGAGGUAUCUAUGGAAUUUAAUUCCAUCUAUAGACAUAGAUUCUUCCAGAGGAAUGAAAUUUGAUAGGACCAAAUUCAAAAAGUUUGUGUAUCACGUUUUAGCAAACAGUACCCUUGGUUUAGACAGUUUUCGUAUAAGUUGUUCGGAUCUCUACAAUAUAUCUACAGUAUAUCAGUGGAUUCAAGCUGCCGUUUCAAGAAACAUCAAACAACUUCACUUGUCGUUUUGCUAUGAGGAUUUGUUUAAACACAUCGAGUUGCCCCAUUGUCUGGUGACCUGUGAUUCGUUACAGGUAUUGCGGGUGUUUUUGUAUGAAAAAAGGCGUUUGAUUUUGCCUAAGUUUAUAGGGUUUCAAACACUUAGGGUUCUCGAGUUGAAAAAUGUUGAGUUAUACAAAGAUUAUUUAGUAAAAAGUUUCCUCGAAAGCUUGCCAUUACUUGAGGAUCUGAGUUUGAUUGACUAUGCGAUAAACAAACUCCAAAUUCUAUAUGUUUCAUGUCUUAAGCUCAAGAAUCUCAUACUCGAUAACCGGAAUAUCUUCUCUUUUGAAGACUUGUAUGAUGUUGACUUUCUCUGUGAUUGCAUAAAGAUUGUUUGCCCAAAACUGUUGUUUUUUGAGUUUAGAGCUUUUUUAGCUCUUAAGUAUAUCUUUAGAAGUCUGGGUUUAGUGAAGAAAGCUGUGAAUCUGUGAUUCAUCCUGAAGAGUUUUCCAUCUGAAUGUAUGGACUACAUGAUUCGGGGAAAUUGUUCUUUAGAAUCUUUGUCCACCAGUAUUUACAUCCUCUGUUACUCUCUAUGUCCAUCAGGUAGUUGCUUAGUCUCAAUCUCCAUAUAUAAAUCUUAAUUUUAGUUGAAAAAGUAUAUGCAAUGUUAUUAUUAUAUUUUUUUCUGGCAUCUUCAAGUAUAUAUGUGUUGUCAUAGUUCAUACUCCAUACCUUUGUUGAAAAUUCUAGACCCCCAUUGCAUUCAUCACCUCUACAGAAAAGGCUCUAUCCAACAAUUCCUUUAUAGUUGUGCACUUUUGCCAAAAUAAUAUAAUUAAAAAUAUGUGAUGAAAUAAA